Messenger RNA from Paramisgurnus dabryanus, 2822 nucleotides. RefSeq lists its product as uncharacterized. Gene Ontology annotation, molecular function: DNA binding. NCBI's taxonomy places the organism in Eukaryota, Metazoa, Chordata, Actinopteri, Cypriniformes, Cobitidae. The record is from RefSeq and is a predicted model, not a curated record.
UCAGCAGCCGCCAUAUGUAAACAGAUUGGUUGCAGCUCAAUUAUUGCAGCUUUAAUAUAAACAUGGAGUGCACAGAGAAGUGGACAGACAGCGAGGUUCAAGCCCUCCUGAGCAUUUAUUCAUCGGUGGAAAUCCAAAAAGAUUCAGAUUCGGGAAGGCGUAAUAUUAGGAUUUACGAAAAUAUCGCAGUGCAGCUGUUGCAUCUCGGCAUCCACCACACAUCUAAGCAGUGUAGGGAAAAAAUAAAAAAGCUCAAACAAGAUUACAGAAAAAUUAAAGAGCACAACAAUCAAAGUGGAUCAAAUUUCCGCAGUGGAAAAUGGUUUGCCGCCAUGGACGCCAUCCUUGGACACAAACCGGUGUACGCCAGGAAUGCGGGAACAAACAAUUCAGCGAUCGCCCUUUCGGACGGCAUAGGCAGCGACACUGACACGUCUGUGGAAGUAAAUGAUUUUAAGCAGAAUUGGAAGGUGCCCCCGGAUGCAUUUGUCAAAAGGAAGAGUCAUAUGCAGUCCAAAAGCUCCAGAAUUACCCAACUAGAAGAAAUAUCUCUGGACAUGAGUGUAGUUGAAGAGGACAUAACUGAGCCAGACAUGCUGUAUAUAUCCACACCAGAAUCUCCACUCCUUCCUUCAUCUAAGCCUGUAACCACAACCCAACCAGCAGGUCAGGCAACUGAUACAUCCACCUCAGCAUCAUGUCAGCAUUUACUGAACCCAUUCCCUCACCCCAAAGCUCGAGCACUAAUGCCUGGACAACAGCAAGGAACACAAAAGAGGAAGAGAUUACCUAGUGCAGUAGAGGAACAGCUUUUGGACAUCAUCACUCAGACAAACAGUCCGAUUUUACCACACGUGCCCAGAGAAGUUGAUGAAAUGUACUAUUUUGCACUCAGUUUAGUUCCGAAGCUGAACAGACUGCAUCCAAGGAAUCAGACCAAGGCUCAAAUCCAUAUCCUGCAAUACCUGGCAGACCUGGAAUUAGAAGAUAAACAACAGCACCAACAACCCACAUCAGCCGUACCAGCUUUUAAAAGCUAAAGCACCUGACGACGACAACAACAACCUUCAAUAUUUCAUCUAGUUAGAAUGUUUAAUUGUUACGUUAACAUUUUAUUUGCAUGCUUGCAUUUAAUAAAUAAUAUGUGGCAAGUCAAAUUAAGUGCAGAAAUACACGAGGGUAGAAGCUUCACAUAGGUGUGUCAUAAUUAUUGUCGUUUGGCAAUUAGUUGUUUUAGAAAUAAUUGCAAUAUUGUUGACCAUAACUAAUUAUUUAAAGACAAAAUAUAGCGUAGUAAUACAAGUACUUAAUUUCUGAAAAUAAAAUUUCUAAGAAAAUUUGGACAUUCAAAUUUAAAUUGAAAAUAUAAACCUAAACGUUCAAAAUGAAGAAAGCAUAAAGAUAAUAUUUAUUAAACACAAGUCAUUGAUUUUGAUUGGUUGAGCUGCUUUAGCUGCAACCAUCCCGCCUCCGUUUAACUACAUUGGUGAACGAAAGAAUAAAUGUUUUUUAUCAAUGACCUUUUUGUUGCUUUUAUUUUGUGAAACUUUGCAGGGUAUAUGAUAUAUAAUUUUAAUAAAAGCAUUGAGCCCUGUGAAGCCAUUGAAUUUGCUCUGCAUUCACUGUAAAUUCUGCUGGGUUAUUUUUAACCCAAUGUUGGGUAAAUAUUGGACAGAACACAUGUUGGGUUAACAAAUUAACCCUAUGCUGGGUUGUUUCAACUCAUGGUUGGGUUUUCAACAACCCAGCCUAGGUUUAUUUACAACCCAACAUGUGUUCUGUCCAAUAUUUACCCAGCAAUGGGUUAAAAAUAAUACAUACAUAGUGUUGUGUUCCUUACAAAGACUUUUAGCUAUUCUAAGAUCACUUUACAGGGAAUAGUACUCUGUUAAAGCAAAUAUGCACAAUUUCAUGAUGUCACCUUUACAAUAGAUUACUGUAGAACAACAUUUUGAUUUGUGUUUCUUGUUCUCCGCUCUAAACACGGUGUGGGAUGGUUAUUGUCUUUAGGUAAGUUGUAUUUAGAGAGGUUGUGGGGACAGACCAGAGUCAGUUAUGAUUUUGUCUGAGUAACUUGGGGUUAAAUUAUUUUUAUUAUUCAAUACGUACAAUAUGUUUUUCAGUUAAUAAAUUAAUCUGUAGAUUAUUAUGUUUAGGCAGGAGUUAUCUAAACAAGGGGUUUUCACACUUAUGAUAGCAGGGACCCAAUAUUAUGAACCUUUAGUGAGGGACUCCUUUCCUGAAAUUUAUAUUCAUAUUUUGCAUAAAGUAACAUUUAAGCUGUUAAUUAGUUACUGUAAUAUUUUCAAGAUAGCACAUUUUUACAAACUUACAUAAUUGGCUACACAGUAAUUUUACAAAAUUUUGUUUUGCCUUUUUUCUCUUGAAAUGUUCUGGGGACCCCUUAAAACCGUACCAGUUAAAAAAAAACCUGACUUAAACAACAUCCAGACCAUUGGCAAUUCUUAAGCGUAUAUGCAAAUAAAGCACAACCAGCACCCCUUAAUGUUCUUAAGCGUUGUUUCAGUCCUUAUGAGUAGACUUUUAACACUUUGUCAUACACAGACUCACCUAACAAUCAGUUCUGAGCUAUUUAUUUCAGUUCAGGAAAUAUCCUGGAAACUGUUGUUAACAGUCAAAGCAUUUGUAAUGCAGUUUAUGUGCAUUUUUUCAUGGUGCUGUAAGUCAUAUAGGCCUAGCCUAUAAGUUCAGUCUGAAUUUACUCUCUUUUCAAAGCUCUGCCAUUUAAAGACAUGCAGCAGUCACAAUUGUAUCCUGUUUGAUUAUUUCAUGUAUUUCAAUGAUUACGAUGUUGCCAUAUU